GUCAACAUCAUAUACUAAUUACUGCCACUGACAAGUUACCACUUAAAUUAUGAAGUUAUCUUUUACUGUAUUAGACGUAAGGUGUUUCCUUUCAACGUUGGAGUACCCACCAAGUAUAACUGAUAUUGGAAAGAAAAAAGCAUUGAGAAAGUUUUGCCAGUCUUUCAAACUAGAAGAAGAUGCCUUGUAUUAUGUUGGGCCAAAAAAAGUUGAAAGACGCAGAGUGUUAUUCACAGAUGAGGAAAAGGAGCAAGUCUUCAAAGAGUGCCAUGACUCUCCUCAAGGGGCACAUGUAGGCCGCAAAAAAACCAAACACAAAAUAAAGACUCGUUAUUACUGGAGGGGCUUUGAUUCAGACAUUGAUAGAUGGGUUGAACAUCUUCAAAGAAACAGUGAUAUUUAUGAAAUAUGUGACAUUACGGACGAAGAUAGGGAACGAGUACACUGCACAGGUGGUAGAAAAAAUGACAUCUAUUCAAGAAAAGCUUUCUACUGUAAUUCGUCUCCCCAAGCAUGUCAUGUUCCUUCUAGCACACGUCCUUUUAAGGUGGCUCCACCUCCAGAACACGGAGUGGCAGAUACUCCAGUGGGUAGCCUCCAGACUGUUUUGGCUGUGGGACGGUCCAAAGACCUGUUUGUCACACCCUGGAACGCCAAGCUCUCGUCACACAUAACACUCUUGCUGGCUCCAGGAGCCUGGACCAGGGACGCCUUGUCGAUCCCGUGA
Molecule: messenger RNA, 727 nt
Organism: Saccoglossus kowalevskii
Lineage: Eukaryota; Metazoa; Hemichordata; Enteropneusta; Harrimaniidae
Source: RefSeq, a predicted model, not a curated record